Messenger RNA from Pyricularia oryzae 70-15, 165 nucleotides. RefSeq lists its product as uncharacterized. The record is from RefSeq and is a predicted model, not a curated record. Bases 1 to 165 code for a protein of 54 amino acids. Lineage: Eukaryota; Fungi; Ascomycota; Sordariomycetes; Magnaporthales; Pyriculariaceae. The transcript has a single exon.
AUGUGGGCUCCAUUCAAAUCGUGGAUUGCUCUUUAUGCCGAUGGCGGCGAUACACGCUCGUGUUUCCUGGCUCUGGAGAUGUCCGACUCCAAAGGAGUUGCCGAAGGGGACUUGAUCGGUCCCAGCCCAAGGCCCGGGAAGGACGAGUCGAGACACCCCUUAUAG